AUGGCCAGCGGCUACUCGAUAAAGUCGAUGAGGUCUGCACUGUCCCGUUGGACGCGGGCCAAAGCAAAGGUCCGCGUCGCCGGGAGCUUAUGGAGGGAGCUGAGGGAGCGCAGCGGGCUCUUGCAGGCUGUCUGGAAGCUGAACCUUUUAAAGGUUCAGAGCUGGCUAAACUGUGAUCCACCCUCCAGGACGACACCAGGCCAGACGCAGGACCUGGAAGGCGGAGAUUGCGGAGGCGGAGAGGUCGCACACGAACGAGGAGGAGAGGUGGACACCGAGCCCCCGACCUCCAUGGCCACGGUUGGCUUCGGGAUGACAUGGCCAGAAGGUGCCUGGGAGCCGGCGGCAUGCGAGGCAUGCGAGGCAUGCGAGGCGCUGCCGGCCUAUGCCGACGGAGAUCGCGUGGAGUACUUCUCCCCAACCUAUGGCCUCUGGCUCCUCGCAGAGGUGAUGCUCCAGUCGGAGGCCUCGAAGCGGAAGGUGUCCUACUCUGUGACUCUCAAGGGGCGCUCGGUGCCUUGGAAGCUUCCUGACGUCGUGACAUCGUUCGCUGCGAUGCUGCGCAGCUGGCAUGGGCGCAGGUCGAGGAGUCAAGAGUGGCUUGCCGCAGAGAUCGAUGGCCUCGAGAUCGCGGUCGCCGGGCACAAAUCAUGGCUGCGGAGCUGCGUGCCGGGCACUUCCUGUCCUUUCUUUGGCCACGUGCCUGAUGGCUCGCUCAUGCUCGGUCAGGGUGAAGGCGGCCUCUGCGAAGAGAUGUCGCGCGACGAAGAGUCUGCCGCACUCACCGUGGAUCGCAAGGUCGGAGAAGCAAGACUCGUUACCAGACAGCACAGUGUGGAGCCCGUAUUUUUCACAACCAUUCGUAACUUGGCGCAGUGUUUUCUGUACAUCAAAACAGUUCAAUACCACCACGAACAGCACGAGGCAGGUCCGUCUUGGUUGUGGCUUUUGCUUGUGGGCCUUGCGACUUUGUUCGGGUUGGUCUGCCCUUUCAUCAUGGCCGCCAAGAUCUCACUCGCCUCGUUCUCGUCGAAGGUGCGCAUCUUCGGUCAAGAAGCACUGGCCAUUGCACAGGCGCAGCAGAAGUUCGCAGAAGUUCGUGGAAGUGCUGUGGAAGUAUUCCGUGGUCCGACGCGUGGCUGGAUCCCUACCACAGUGUCCGACAAAGCAGAGCGGGAUGCGACAGAAACUGCAAGCGCGCAGUCUUUCCCGUUCACGCAGAGGAGGCCGGAGAUGACGGAGGAGACGAAGGCGGAGCCGCCCCAGAAGGCGGCGGCCCUUUGCAAGGCGGCCCCUCCCAAGGAGGCCCCUCCCAAGGAGGCGGCCACCAGGCGCGCCGCCGAGGAAGGCAGAUGGGUCCAGGCGGCGCAAGAGCUCGGCGCAGAGCAGAGGCUGAUCGUAAACGCACAGGGCCUUGCAGAGGUUGCUCUCCGCAGUUCGCAAGCUCCGAGGAAAAACAAUUACAAUUGGGAGGAGUUUGCGGUGAGCGAGGACGAGACCGAGGAGGCGGGGCUACGGUGGGACAUCAGUCUCGGGGAGGGAGCUGCUUUUAUGAAGAUUCUUCGUGCAAGCAAGAGGGGGCUUAAGAACUGGUAUGAAGCGGAUGAGGCGGCACCUGCCCAUCCCAAGUCUUCCAAAUCUGAGCGGCGCGACCUUUCCAGUGCGGGGGUGGUGGGUCGCGAAUUGCAGCUUAGAGGUGCCAUGGAGGCGCCUUUGGAGGCUUUGGAGCUGGUGAAGAGCUCAGCAGGGCUUAGCGGGGGCAGGUGCGGAGAUGUGAUGGAGCCUUCCGAGGCAACGCGUGCAAGCUCCGUCCCUCCUUCUCUGGUCCUCACUCGUUCCUGUCUUGAGGAGUGCCUGGAGUGCCUGGCUGGGCAAGCGGAGCCGGCGGAGCAGGAAAUGCCGGAGCCAAGGGCGCUGGUCUCGUGUGGGAGCACCGGAGGCUCGGAGCCGAGGGAGCCCGAGCCGAGGAACCCCUUCGCCGAGUGGAGGGACUCAGGCUACGCGCUGCCAGGCACACCGGAAAGCAUCCGGAAAGCAUCCACGGGCUGGCAGAGCGGGCUCCUCUCCCCAGGAGAUGACUGGAUGUUCGGCGUGCGUGAAGCUCUCGGAGGGAAGGUCGCCAAGGCCGAGCAGCAGCAGGUGGAGCUUUCAGAACGCCUCACCGGUGCAGAGGCGGACCCUGCGAUUCUGCGAUUCUCACAGCACUUCCACGAGCGCAUGCAAGCGCGUGAGGGGCAGCUUCGCGACCGGCUGCUCGAGGAGCAGGCUGGAGAGGAAGUGGAGGAGGCAAUUGGGGGCGGAUCCCUGAAACACAAGAAAAUUGGCGAAGUCGUGGCGGCUCCCUUGGCAGCUAGACGCUAUUCGUACGAGUGCCCGCAGUGCAAGGCAACGGCGGAAUCAACCACGCGAGACAGACGCAUCAACAACCCAGGCGAAGUCGUGGCGGCUCCCUUGGCAGCCAGAAGCUAUUCCUACGGGUGCCCACAGUGCAAGGCAACAGUCGAAUCAACCACGCGAGACGGCCGCAUCAACAACCCGCGGAAAUGUGGACACCAAUUCACCGUCGCUGCAGGCGAAGUCGUGGCGGCUCCCUUGGCAGCUAGACACUAUUCGUACGAGUGCCCACAGUGCAAGGCAACGGUCGAAUCAACCGCGCGAGACGGACGCAUCAACAACCGGCGGAAAUGUGGACACCAAUUCACUGUCGCUGCAGGCGAAGUCGUGGGGGAGAGGGUGAUGAGAGCUGUGAGAGCAGGGGUCUGGGUGGGAGGUGGGGGAGGGGCGGAGUCGAUGCUCUCCGCCACCAUGUGCCUCAGGGAAGGGGCAGGGGAGGAGGAUGAAGCAGAGCGAAAGAAGGCGGGAGGGGAGCGAUUGGAAUUUCGGGAGGGGUGGGGGAGAAUUGGGGGCGGAUCCUUGAAACGCAAGAAAGAUGGGUCAGGAACGGAGUGGGGAUACAGGAAGGAGAGGAAGUGGGAGGGAGGAGGAACGGAGUGGGGAUACAGGGAUGGGGGAUGGGUAAGUGGAGAGGGGCAGGGGGAGGGGUUGGUGGUGGGAGGGUGCUGGAGGAGGUGGAGUGGAAUGGUUGGGAAGGGGAAGGGUGGUGGGGAGGGGGGGCAGGGGAAGGGGUUGGUGGCCCAGUGGGUUCUGUUGUACAGUGGGAAGUGGCUGGAGAAAAAGUGGCAGGGGAGGAGGGUCUUCACUGACGCCGCCCCGCUGUUGCUGGCGUCGGCGGAUAAGGAACGGGCAAGGAUCGCGCAAGAGACCUACGAGGAGCUGGCGGAGCGGGUGGAGCAGGCGCAGAUCGCCCGGGGACUCGGACGAACCGCGCGCAGGGAGGAGAGGGACCUCGCGUUGGGGGGCAAGGACAGCCGUGAGGAGCUGGAGAAGCAGAUCGAGGAGAUGCGAGAAGGGCAGCGGAAGUUGGAGCUGGAGCUGGCGGAGUCCCGGGCCAGGGAGGCCGAACGGGCAGGGGAGCUGAAGGAGAAAGAGGCAGAACUCAUCACCGUCCGAAGGGAGAAGGUCGUGCUCACGAAGGAGCUCGCAGACGCCAAGAAGCGGGAGAAGGAGCUCGCGGCGCAAAGGGCCGAGCUGUUGGAGCAAGCACAGCAGCAUAUCCUGGAGCUCACCAGCGUCCGCCCGGCUGCUGCUGUUUGCAACUUCUGUACUCAACCGCAGUGGUUUGUUGUGGCUUUUAUCUUUGCGAACAGACGGUUCUGCAGUGCUGGCUUUGGGGAGGGGUCGCCUUCGUUGGAGUUUGAGCUUAAGGAUGAAGCUGGUGAGAUCCUGGCCGACCUGGACUUUGAGGCACGCAGCGGCAGCCCACUAGACUAG
Molecule: messenger RNA, 3831 nt
Organism: Symbiodinium natans
Lineage: Eukaryota; Dinophyceae; Suessiales; Symbiodiniaceae
Source: the annotation of a GenBank genome assembly